Messenger RNA from Dinoponera quadriceps, 4043 nucleotides. RefSeq names its product vesicle-associated membrane protein 2 (gene nSyb). The transcript is spliced from 6 exons. Gene Ontology annotation, cellular component: plasma membrane; SNARE complex. Gene Ontology annotation, biological process: vesicle fusion; vesicle-mediated transport. NCBI's taxonomy places the organism in Eukaryota, Metazoa, Arthropoda, Insecta, Hymenoptera, Formicidae. Gene Ontology annotation, molecular function: syntaxin binding; SNAP receptor activity. The coding region runs from base 495 to 860 and encodes 121 amino acids. The record is from RefSeq and is a predicted model, not a curated record.
UAUUGACUGACGGCCGGGCGUGCGCAGUCGGCGGAGUGGCGCGGGUGCGUCGACCCUGCCGCGCUUCGAGAGAUCGACUUGCGGACAGUCGCGCCGCGCUUUCGAAAGCGCGCCCGUCGUGAUCGUGCAUCGACGGUUCGCGCGCGAAAUGCCGGCCGAUCGCGACGUUCAGCGUCGCCCGUGGGACACGGAUCGGCCGGGGACGUGAUCGCCGACGUAAAUCGCGGACGGGACUGCCUCGAGAGCGGGAAUCAAAGUUCGAGGGCGGCGUUCGAGAUAUAUCGCGCCGCCACGGGGGCGCGCGCGCGCGCCAGCAAUAUCGCGCGGCGGCGUGCCGCUGGAAAUUUUAUCAAUACCUUCGGCCAUCUAGUCUCGCUGGCAGUCGCUCGCGAAAAGUACGCGCCGAACGCCCGACGGUUUGCACGGCCGCCGACCGACAUCAAAUCGACGAGGAUAGCCGGAACGGAAAGAGCCCGAGGCGAUCGACUACGAGCAUGGCUUCCGAGGGUGGUCUAGCACCGGAUGCGGCUGCAGGUGCGGGCGCAGGUACCGAUGGCAUCGUCGGCGGCCCUCGAACUCCACAGCAGAUCGCUUCGCAGAAGCGGCUGCAGGCGACGCAAGCGCAAGUCGACGAGGUCGUCGACAUCAUGAAGACGAACGUCGAGAAGGUCCUCGAGCGCGAUCAGAAGCUCUCCGAGCUCGACGACCGAGCAGAUGCACUCCAGCAAGGGGCAUCGCAAUUCGAACAGCAAGCAGGGAAACUAAAGAGAAAGUUUUGGCUACAAAACCUAAAGAUGAUGAUUAUCAUGGGUGUCAUCGGUUUAAUCGUUUUGGCCAUUAUUGUCGCGAACUUCAUGUAGGCGCGCUGAUUCGUGGAAGAGAUUUGUGUGUGAGUGAGUCUGAAGCGAGCGUCACCGGCGGCAGCAAUACGCAAAAUUGAACGUGAGAGAGUAAAGCUAACGUAAAAUAACGCAACAAUAAAUAAAAAAAGAAAAAAGAAGUAAAGGAAGAAGAAGAAGAAGGAGAAAGGGAGGGAGUGGAAGUGGAGAAAGAAGAAGAGGAAGCGGUGGCGGCUGAAGACGAAGGGCACGCGUGAAACGGUGGUUUUUCAGACGAAAAGGACGGAUAUAAUAACGAAAAUGAUGUCGCGAGACGGAAAUUGUGACGAGGCGUCGACGGGUUCUGCCAAAGUUCACGUAACGUCGGAUCGAUCGCGCGGGGCUCGCUCGAUCGGUCGCGAUCGCGGAGGACCCUGGGAUUCAUCGGCAAGGAGGAAGGAUCGGGCGCAUUGGCGGGAAGGAUCGAGUAGCGCGACGUCAAGCCGAGCGGGAACGACGACGAGAGCCAUCGCAACGACCACGAAAUUUUCCUGUUACCCCUUGUAGUAGUUUUUUCGGAUCGAGGAUCAAGCGGAGGUCGUGACGGUCCACGCUGAUGAACCGAGUUUGUCUCCUCUGUGUCUCGCUGAAUGGACGAAGAGCGCGCGCGUUUACUGCGUUUCUUGUUCCGCGCAAAAUUUCCAUUAUUAUUAUUAUUAUUACUUUCAUUUUAUUAUCGUUAUCAUUAUUAAUUCCACAAUCACGAGCACUAUUGUCAUCGGAGUCCCUGUUCGGGGGUUAAUCGCGUUGUUCGCGUAAUGACGACGCGGCAGGUGUCGAUUUACCUUGUUCACUUGGAUGAUCGCGAAGCUAAGCUGCGUGUAAGUUCUUAAACAUGAGUUCUCGCCGGACAGGUGACAAUAUUGAAGGUCUCUGUGGGGAGACUCAUGUCCGACGACUUUUUCGAGAGGGGUCGAAAGUAGAGAGCGGGCGAAAUUCCUUCGGUUCGAUUCGAUUUUCGCGGUUGAUUGAUGAGAUGAAAUACAUCGCGCCUUCCUUCGUCCAUCUUCGUUAAUUAGCAUAGGGAGAGAGAGAGAGAGAGAGAGAGAGAGAGAACGGGAGAGCGAAGGAGAGACGGUUGUUGUGCACGGAGAAACGGAGAGAGAUUUGCUAGGAGAAAGAGGAGGAGAGAAAGAGAGAAUUCGUGUUGUAGCAGCGACAUAUAAUAUAUAUAUAUAUAAAUAUAUAUAUAAAUAUAUAGGAUAUAUAUAUGUAUAGACAGGGUGUUCGUAAAACCUCUCCGACGAAGGCAGUUGCUGGUAGCGCGCGACGCGUCCUCACGUGUAUAUCGAGCAUUUACUUUAUAUAGACGUAUAUGUAUAUAUAUAAAUUCACAUACUGUAAAUAAUAUAUCAUUUGUCCCUCAUACUCUCGCGCGAGAUAGGAAUUAUCGACCAACUCAUAACGACGACCCGUCGAAGAGUAUCACGCCAUCUUUUUUUGUUCCCGUUGCAUCCCCGCGCAUCUUUCCAAAGGAGAACAAACCCGAUCGAAGGGACUGAGAGGGGGAGGAUAAAACCGAGAAACGAGAGAAAAAAGAAAGAGAGGGAGAGGGAGGGAGGAGAAAAGAAAGAGGGGGGAAAGAAACGAACGUGAAAAAAAUAGACGUGAAAGAAACAGAAACCGCGGCGAUCGCCUGCCUUCGUCGAAGACGGCGCACUGGAACGUUUCCGAGCAGCCUGUGUACAGAGAAUUUUAAAGAAUAAUAAAGGGAAGAGCGCGCGCUCGAGAGAGAGAAAGAGAGGGGAAGCGGAGAAAGAGAAUACGGUUAAGAAAGGCGCCCCGGUGCAGCGGGGCGACGCGGCUCUAGGUAACGUGUUUUAAGGCUUGAAGAAGAAUUAUCUACAGAUGUUAUGUAUACAUGUUAAUAAUAAUGAUUACGACGAUGAUAACGAUACAUUAAAAAAAAAAAAUAAUAAUAAUAAUAAUAAACGGCUAACACACGCGCGAUCACCUUGAUAACGACGACAAAGACAACGACGAUGACGACGACUACGACGACGACAACGAUGAGGGAGGGAGCUUUACCGUUUCGCGGACAUGAUCGUGCCGAGAAAGGGACGUGUAUCCUAUCCUACGCGAGUCGAGGAUACCGGGACGCUUUAUCCUCGAUGAUCCUCUUAUCGUCCAACCGCGAGACAAAGCGUUGAGAGUGUAUCGCGCAACAACACCGAUCGAUCGAACGUCGACGAGACCGUCGAUCUCGUCGUUCCCCUCCCCCCAUGUUCCCUUCCCUCUUCAGUUUGGUCGGUCCCGCUUGGUUUCGAUGCUGCUGACACAGCAAUAAUUUCGUCAGAUGAAACGACCAUCCUUCUAUCUGUAAUCCCCUCCCCCUCUGCCCGCGAUUAUUCCUGCCGAUUAUCCCGCUCCGUCGCGCGAAUGACAGGCGCCGUUUCGCCGACGACUUCCUAGUGCGUGGAAGGUACCGGAAGGGAAAAAAGAAAGAGAGAGCGUUAUUUAUUCCCAAAGAGGGGGAGAACUUUUCAUCGUGUCGAUCGGCAAAACGCUGGACGAUUUCGCUUCUCGUUCUCGCGUUGAUAUUCGAGUUAGAAGAGGCGAGAGCCGAGGCGAAAGGAGAGGUGUCGAUGUUAACUACCGAAAUUUGCCGCGUCGUUUUGGCCGCAAUUGUUAAAUUGAACGGUGAGAACACUCAUCGAGAUACCCAUCCCAUCGAGUGACCGAUAUUGCGCAUCUAAUCGUGUAGCUAAUCGUUGCGUUAAUCGCGUGAGAAAUGAAAUUAAUAAUGUUGCCACCGUUCGGAGCGAGGGAGAGCGGCCGAAUUGGUUUUACAAUUUAACGCGAGUGAGUUGACCGAUCGCGUGAGAUUUUCGCGAGAUUUUCCCGCCGCUGGGAUGAUAAUCUGUGAUGGGGGGAUCAUUGGGGACCACGACUGUCUGUCGGAGUCUCGCGGAUAACCGGAGAUCGGCCGAUCGGCCAAUGAGAAAUUCUGGCGCGAAGUCGCGAAACGGCGGCCGCAUACACAGUCCGCGAGUUAUGAUGUUUAAACGAUCAUUCUAUGUUUACGAACUAUAAACACAUAGCUGUACGUCAUAUCUUAACCGUCGACGUAUCCUUAAUUAUUAAUAACGAAUAUGAACACAUGAUGAUGAUGAUGAUGCUUUGAACAUUGUACAGUACCGAAUAAAAAAAGAAAUAUACUGCGUA